AUGAUUAAUACCACUGAUAUUUCUUCUAUACCAAAAUCAUCAUCAACAAAUUCAUUACAUGAAUUAUCUACAACUGGACAUAAUUUAUUAUCGUCAACAACAAAUCCAGAACAAAAUAAUCAGAUUCAUAAUAUUAAUGAACGUCGAAAAGCACUUAUACCAACACCAAAUCGACCAACGCAUACACAUAAAUCAUCAGAAACAAAUAUUGAACUGGAAACACAGUUUCUAGAAAAAAAAAUGAAUUUAAAUAAUGAUAAAGAGAAAGUUCGAGAAGAACAUACUUCAUGUGUUGAUAUUGAAAAGAAUUCUGUUGAAACUCAAGUUAAUAACGAAAAUUUUGUAACAGAAAUAAAUAAAAAUACUUUAAUGAUUGAUUCAAAUCGACAACAAAAGAUUCAUAAUGUAGUUAAUACAGGAGAUGUAGAUAUAAAUGAACAAAUCUAUAAUAAAACAAACAGAGUGAAUUAUUGUACUAAAAAUUCAGAUGAAAAUAAUAUAGAGGUGGACAAUAAAAAUGAACAGGAUUCAGGUGAAGAAAGUUUUGAUAUGUUUGUUUUACGCAAUUUCGUUCCGUUCUCGGGACGACAAAAUGUCGUACAAUGGCUCGAUGAAACAGAAAUUAAAUUCAAAAAUUUUCGAAUAGGGCGUGAUCACAGAUUUGAUGCUAUUUCGUUAUUAGUCGAAGGUGAAGCAAAACGUCAAUAUAUCAAAAAUCGAAAAUACAUUAAUUCCUUUGACGAUUUUUAUGAAUUUCUACUAGCACAAUUCGAGAUAGUCAAUAUUAAAGAAAGUCAUUCACAUUUUCAACAAGGCGCAGCUAGUAAUCUAUGCAGCCAAUCGACAAUCAAUCAGAAUAAUGCUUCAAAUUGUUCACAUCAAAUCAUCUCGAAUAAUAGUAAUGCGAAUAUUCCAAUGAAUCAGUCAGUUGAAUCCAAUUCUACAACUCUAGUUAAUCUUGGUACCACCAAUGUUACUGGUGAUGUGUCAGCUGUUAAGUCUACAGUAAUACCUGAAGAUAUUUCUAUUCUAUCUUCUGAUCAGACUGUAAGUGACAUUCGGAGAGCAAUAGUUGAUACGUUAAUUAAGAAUCCGAAAGUAUUUAAAGGUGGUAAAGAUAAUGUAACAAAAUGGAUAGAGGAAAUGGAACAUCUUUUUGAUAUAGCUCAUAUUCCGGAUUCUAUAAAAUUGGAUUUUGUUUCGUAUUCAUUGCGUGGUGACGCUUUAGAAUGGUUUCGUAUUAAUCGAUCCUCACUAACUACUUGGAAACUUUUUGUACAGGAACUCAAACGAUCUUUUACUUCAAGUUUCCAUGAAGAAUUGGCUUUUAAGAAGUUAGAGACGUAUAAUCAAGGUGAAAACCAGUCUAUACGCAAUUUUUUUAAUGAAGUACUAAAGUUGUGUAAGGAAGCAGAUAGUACGAUGAGUGAAGCAACUAAAUUGAAAAAUUUACUAAAUAAAGCAAAACCUAGUAUACAAUAUGAAGUGCGUAAGAAAAAACCGAUAACGACAGCCGAGUUUCUCGAAUAUGCUAAAGAAGCAGAGGAACUCAUUCAACUAUCAGCUUUCUCAAUUGACGAAGUUGAUGGCAAUCUUCAUCACAGAUAUGGCAAUCAUACUAAUAUUGAUAAUAGUAAACAAACUAUCUCACAAACGUCGACUCCAUCAUUAGUAUCUGCUCCAUUAGUACCAGAAAAUUCAGCUUUUCAUAAUAAGGCACCUAAUUUCUCAAAUAACUAUUCGAAACAACUUACCAAUAGCUAUCGAUCCACGAAUAAUCGAAACAAUUAUUCUAAUUCAAAUACGUCAUCCUUUUCUAAUUUACAGUCACCACAAAAUAAAUCGCGUCAUGCUAGUAAUUUUUCACGACCUAAUCGACAAUACCCGUCGUCUAAUCCAAAUAAUAAUAACUACAAAAGGUAUCCACAACAACAAACGAACUUCACACGUAAUACACAGAAUCGUCAAAAUGCCGUUAAUUCUAUUAAUCAGUCUUGCGCUUCAGUUAACACAGAGCUACCUGUCGAAUCAUUUUCUUCUAUUACUUGUAAUCGAUGUCAUCAAAUCGGACACGAGGCUUCGGCCUGUUCGAAUUUUUAG
Messenger RNA from Rotaria sp. Silwood2, 2100 nucleotides. NCBI's taxonomy places the organism in Eukaryota, Metazoa, Rotifera, Eurotatoria, Philodinida, Philodinidae. The record is from the annotation of a GenBank genome assembly.